UGACGCUGCCUAUAAGUAGACGCUGCCCCCACAGUGCUGCUGCCAACUUCACCCUCUUCUGGUACCGCCACACUGGAUAGCAAGGCUGCACUCCGCUGCCUCUGCAGUGGCCGGCCGACAUGUCGGACGAAUCGAGGAUUGUCCCCCGGGAGCAGCUCCCGUCGAACGGCCUCCACCCGCUGCCGAUGCCGGUGAUCAACCUGGGCCACCUCACCCUUGAGCCCGCAAUACGAGCUCGCGUGGUCCGAGAUAUCGCCAAGGCGUGCCAGGAUCUCGGGAACUUCCAGGUUAUAAACCAUGGGGUCAGCCAAUCUGUCAUGGAUGGUGCUGUUGAAGCAGCUUCAGAUUUCUUCAAACUGCCAAGUGAGAUAAAGGAAGAGUUUGCAUCAGAGGACAUCCGACAGCCUGUCAGAUACCACACCAGCUCAAAGGAUGGCAUUAGUUUGUCACGGGCAUUACUAAAGUUAUAUGCCCACCCCCUCAGUGAUUGGAUGCAAUAUUGGCCAGAAAAGCCACCAAUCUACAGGGAUUGUAUGGGAAAUUUUGCAGUUGAAGUAAGGAGGGUGGCUUUGCAACUAAUGGGAGCCAUACUUGAAGGCCUAGGAUUGGGUAAGGAUUAUGAGCAUGACAAAUUUGAGGAAGGAUUGCAGCUGUUGUCAGUGAAUCGCUACCCAAAAGAAUCAGAAGGUGAUUCGACGAUAGGGCUGGCAGCACAUUCUGAUUAUGGAUUUCUUACCAUUUUGCUCGCAAGCUCUCAGGGUCUGGAGGUUGUUGACCGCAACAGCGACAGUUGGAAGGUGGUUCCGCAACUCCCACAUGCAUUGCAUGUCCACGUAGGAGACCCCAUGGAAGUUCUGAGCAACGGCAAAAUCAAGACUGUUGUGCACCGUGCUGUUCUGAAUCCUAAAGAAGCCAGGGUCUCCAUAGCUAGCAUUCAUGGUUUUGCACUUGACGAGAAAGUCUCCAGUGCCAAAGAGCUGGUAAAUGAGCAAAAUCCUGAAAAGUACAACGAGAGCAGUUUUAGUGACUUCCUAGAUCAUCUCACGAGCAAUAUGGACAAGAAGCCCAGGAACUUUCUAGAGAGCCUUAGGAAGUGAUCUUAAGUUACUGAAAUUGUUUUGUGUUGUCAUGUUGUUUUUCUCUUUCAUCCCACUAAAAGAUACUCCCUCUGUAAACUAAUAUAAGAGUGUUUAGAUCACUACGAGGGAGUAAUGAGUCUGUAUAUUAGGUAAAGAAAAAAUCACGCUGUAAAAUUUAUCCAGUAAGGCGUGUUAA
Molecule: messenger RNA, 1275 nt
Organism: Aegilops tauschii subsp. strangulata
Lineage: Eukaryota; Viridiplantae; Streptophyta; Magnoliopsida; Poales; Poaceae
Product: flavanone 3-dioxygenase 3
Source: RefSeq, a predicted model, not a curated record